AUGAAGAUCCUAUCGUGGAACUGUCGUGGGCUUGGGAACCUACAGACAGUACGGGUUUUGAAAAAACUCAUCCACUCAAAAGAUCCCGACGUGGUGUUCCUUAUGGAGACUAAGUUGUAUACAUCAGAGGCUCUUCAACAUAGAGGGCGAGGGAAUUCUAGAGCAGGUGGCUUAUGCCUAUGGUGGCGUAGUGAUCUUCAAUUGGAAAUUAUUAAUGCAUCAUUGCACCAUAUUUUGUGCACUAUUUUGCACCCUGAUGAGGCAAUCCCUAUGACAAUGGUUGGCCUUUAUGGUUAUCCGGAGGAGGGUAGGAAAAUAGAGACAUGGAACCUUAUAAAAAAUUUGGUGCCCCAGGACCCGAGGGCAUGUGUGGUGAUCGGAGACUUUAAUGAUAUCCUCUCCCCCUUUGAUAAAUUGGGUGGGGACCCUCCCGACUUGGGACAUAUUCAGUGGGUUAAUCAGAUGUGUAGAGACUGUGGCUUGUUUGAGGUGGAGUUCUCAGGGAAGCGGUUCACUUGGUCUAAUAAUCGAACCGCUCCGGGAACUAUUGAAGAGAGGCUUGAUUUAGCUUUGGUUAAUGAUGAAUGGACUGCACUUUGGCCAGUCACAUCUAUUGUGCAUUUCCAGCGGCACCAGUCCGACCAUAGCCCCAUCUUAUUAACGUGUGGUACCAGUAGAGGGCGAAAAGAACUCAAACGAACGCGUAUGUUCCGAUUUGAAGAGUUAUGGCUUCAGGAGGGAGAAGAGUGUGCAGAGGUUGUAACUGAAUCAUGGUGCACAGGGGAAACAGAUUUUCUUGCCAGAAUUGCAGCUGUAAGUAGUGCUCUUAAUGGUUGGAGCAGAUCCAAGUUUGGAAACCUACCCAGGAAAAUAGCUGAUCAGCAAGCCUUGUUGCAAAACCUUCAGGGGAAAAUCCAAACCGAGCAAGUGAGGUUGGCAACUAGUGAGGCAUCAAAAGAGUUAGACAACUUGUUGGAGCAGGAGGAGAUCUGGUGGGGUCAGAGGUCAAGAGCCACAUGGCUGAAACAUGGGGACAAAAACUCAAAAUUUUUCCAUCAGAAAGCGUCCCAAAGGCGUAAGAGGAAUAUGAUUGAACAACUCAGAGAUGAUCGAGGAAGGAAAUUUGAAGAGGAUAAGGAUAUUUCUAGGAUUGUCACUAAGACAAUUGCAAAUAGGCUAAAAUUGAUUCUGCCGGAUCUUAUUAGUGAAAAUCAGAGUGCGUUUGUCCCAGGGCGUUUAAUAACUGAUAAUGCGUUGAUUGCCUAUGAAUGUUUUCACUAUAUGAAGAAGAAAGUUACUGGCCGCAAUGGCACUAUGGCGCUAAAAUUGGACAUGUCCAAAGCGUAUGACCGUAUUGAAUGGUCUUUUCUUGAGUCAGUUUUAAAACAGAUGGGUUUUCCUGCGAGCUGGGUAAGUCUUAUUAUGAACUGUGUGACAUCAGUGUCUUUUUCUAUCAUGUUAAACGGAAACCCUCAGCCUAGGUUUGAGCCACACAGGGGACUUAGACAAGGGGACCCUCUAUCUCCUUAUUUAUUUAUCCUGUGUGGGGAAGUUUUCUCGGCUCUAAUUGAAAAAUCUAUUCUUUCAUCUGACCUCACUGGCCUUAAAAUUAGUAGGCAUGCUCCUGCCAUUUCUCAUUUGCUUUUUGCAGAUGACAGUGUCUUGUUUGCUCGAGCAAGAGUUGAGCAGGCCCUGUGCCUGAAAAAAAUCCUCACCAUCUAUGAGAGAGCUUCUGGCCAGAUGAUUAACCUUGACAAAUCUAUGCUUUCUGUAAGCCGAAAUGUACCUGAUAAUUGUUUUCAUGAGCUUAAGCAGCUGUUGAAUGUAAAGGCGGUGGAAAGCUAUGACAAGUAUUUGGGAUUACCGACCAUCAUUGGUAAGUCUAAAUCUCGAAUCUUUCAUUUUGUCAAGGAUAGAGUUUGGAAAAAGCUUAAAGGAUGGAAAGAGAAAUUUUUAUCACGAGCAGGGAGGGAAGUUUUGAUUAAAUCUGUAGUGCAAGCGAUACCUUCUUAUGUCAUGUCUUGCUUUAUUUUACCUGAUGGUUUAUGUACAGAUAUUGACCGCAUGGUCUCAAAAUUUUUCUGGGGCGGAGAUCCGUCUAGACAAGGUCUACAUUGGACUAAAUGGGAGACCCUAUGCAAGAAUAAAACAGAUGGUGGCUUGGGAUUUAAAGACUUUAAAUCUUUCAAUUUGGCUUUGGUGGCAAAAAAUUGGUGGCGUAUUUAUACGAAACCAGAGAGCCUUUUGGCGCGUAUUUUCAAGGCGAUAUAUUUUAAUAACUGUGAUUUGAGGUUGGCUAAAAAGGGUUUUCGCCCUAGCUAUGCAUGGUCUAGUAUCAUGAAAACCAGUUGGAUUUUUGAUAGUGGGGGUAUGUGGAGGAUUGGGGAUGGAACCCAAGUAAAUCUAUGGACUGAUAAAUGGUUGCCUAGUGGGUCCUCCCCUAUCUAUAGGCAAGACCUUGCUGUAGAACUAGCUCUAUCUAAGGUGGCCAAUUUAAUUAACCACGAGCAACACAGCUGGAAGAGAGACUUGAUAGAAUAUGUUUUCAGUCCAAGCACAGCUGAGGAAAUUAUUUCAAUCCCUUUGAGCACAAAUGGGGGCCCGGAUGUGCUGUUUUGGCCCACAGAUUCGAGGGGUCAAUACACUUCCAAGGCAGGUUACAACUUCCUAAUGAACCAAGCGUCCCGUGCAGCUCCUUCAUCAUCCUCAUCUGUCUUGUUCACAGCGGGGUUCUGGAAAGGCUUCUGGGCAUCCACGGCCUUACCACGAUGCAAGGAAGUGAGUUGGCGAGCGGUUUCUGGUUAUCUUCCUUUGAGGGCGAAGCUGUUUCGGCGCCAUGUCGAUGUCGACCCAGGCUGUAAUAUAUGUGCUGAAGAGAAUGAGACAGAGGAGCACCUUUUUCUGCAUUGUCCAGCGGCUCGUCAGGUCUGGUUUGCAUCCCCUCUGUCUCUCCGCGUUGAUAAUUUUCUCACAUUUGCAGAUUUUUGGAGACACAUUCAUGAGCUUCAUGAUAGUGAAGCGAUGGCUCUAGUCCAGACAACUAUAUACAUGAUGUGGGAGGCCCGCAAUCACCACCAGUUCCGGCAACGACCUUCUUCAACGGAGCUCAUCCUCCGGCGAGUAGCUAGUGUGCAGGCGGAGGUGCGUGUUGGUGCAUCAGCUCCAGCUACGAUAGAGAGAAAUGUGGCUUGGCGUGGACCUGCUCGUGGAACUUAUAAGUGCAAUUUUGAUGCUUCAUUCGUUGAUGGGGGAGCAGCCGGUUUGGGUAUGGUGGUUCGCAAUCACAGAGGUGAGGUGAUGGCCUCCGCGUGCUCCUAUCCAGUUCAUGUUACCACUCCUCUUCUGGCUGAAGCAAUGGCCAUGCGGUGGUCCUUACAGCUCGCUAUUGAUUUGGGUUUCCGUCGGAUUUCUCUGGAGACAGAUUGCCUGCAGUUGUUUAACCACUGGCAUGCAAAGGAGGAUGGUCGGUCGUAUUUGAGCUCCAUUAUUAAUGAUUGUCGUUUAUUGAGUCAUGCUUUUGAUUUAGUUUCUGUUAUGUUUGUUCGCCGUACGGGCAAUACUGUUGCGGAUUUUUUGGCUAAGAACUCGGAAGCUUAUACCGAUACGGUAUGGGUGGAAGAGGUCCCUUUAGCCGCCGCACCGCUUAUUGAUGCUGAUGUAAUGAACCUGUUGCCGACUGGCUUUUAA
Molecule: messenger RNA, 3687 nt
Organism: Lotus japonicus
Lineage: Eukaryota; Viridiplantae; Streptophyta; Magnoliopsida; Fabales; Fabaceae
Exons: 3
Coding region: 1-3687 (1228 amino acids)
Molecular function (GO): RNA-DNA hybrid ribonuclease activity; nucleic acid binding
Source: RefSeq, a predicted model, not a curated record